AUGUUGGUCCUCAAUAACACCAGUGCUCAGCCUGUGAUCUUCCUCCUGACUGGUAUCCCAGGCCUGAGAGCAGACCAGGUCUGGUUCUCUAUUCCCUUCUGUCUCCUGUAUGUCAUCGCUCUGUCUGGAAACAGCAUGAUUCUGUUGGUGGUCUUCUGUGAGCCGAGCCUCCACGCACCUAUGUACUACUUCCUCUCCAUGCUCUCAGCCACAGACCUGAGCUUGUCCUUAUGCACACUUUCCACGACCCUUGGUGUCCUUUGGUUGGAUGCCCGAGAGAUCAACUUAAAUGUCUGCAUUGCUCAGAUGUUCUUUCUCCAUGGAUUUACCUUCAUGGAGUCUGGGGUGCUGCUGGCUAUGGCCUUUGAUCGUUUUGUGGCCAUCUGUGACCCACUGAGAUAUACCACCAUCCUUACCAAUACCAGGAUUGCACAGAUCGGGGUGACUGUGCUGAUACGAAAUGUCGCUGUCAUGUUGCCUGUUGUGCUCUUUGUCAAGAAGCUGUCCUUCUGCAGUUCUUUAGUCCUUUCACACUCUUACUGCUACCAUGUUGAUCUCAUUCAGCUGUCAUGUUCAGACAACAGAAUCAACAGCAUCCUUGGGCUUUUUGCCCUGUUCUCCACUACAGGAUUUGAUUGUCCUUGUAUCUUACUCUCCUAUAUCCUGAUCAUCCGAUCUGUCCUUAGCAUUGCUUCUUCGGAGGAGAGGCAGAAAGCUUUCAAUACCUGCAUCUCCCAUAUCAGCGCUGUGGCCAUCUUCUACAUUCCUCUCAUCAGCCUGUCCCUUGUCCACCGCUAUGGCCGUUCAGCCCCGCCAUUUAUCCACACCAUCAUGGCCAAUGUCUUCUUACUCAUUCCUCCUGUGCUCAACCCUAUCAUUUACAGUGUCAAGACUAAGCAGAUUCGGAAAGCUAUUAUCAAGGUGUUAAUGCAGAGGCAAAGCCAUGUCUAA
Molecule: messenger RNA, 951 nt
Organism: Dipodomys ordii (Ord's kangaroo rat)
Lineage: Eukaryota; Metazoa; Chordata; Mammalia; Rodentia; Heteromyidae
Product: olfactory receptor 51F2
Exons: 1
Coding region: 1-951 (316 amino acids)
Biological process (GO): G protein-coupled receptor signaling pathway
Cellular component (GO): membrane
Molecular function (GO): G protein-coupled receptor activity; olfactory receptor activity
Source: RefSeq, a predicted model, not a curated record